AUGUUCCCUGUGAGAAAUGAACUCAGUAUUCUUCAGCAGCCAUCAGCCAGUUUAAUGGCCUUCCAACUGUGGGGCCAUUUUAUGUUCCCUCGCACUGCUGUUCCGCUAGAUACCUUUGCGCCUACUCCUGCCAGCGGAACAAAAGAAGUCACAAUGACUGUCAAUAAUGAGCUCAUCCAUGAAACAAAACGAAAAAUUGAGCUGAAACCUAUCGACAGCCCAGAGUCCACAUCUUCAUCGGAGUAUAGAGCCAGGGUUCCUGGUCUUAUGUUCAUAUCACUACAGUCCGGAACGACGAGGUAUGCGGUUGUCCUUUGUACCAAAGAAGAAGGGUUUGAUAAGGGAUCCUGCAUAGAGAUACCUAAGUCAUGGAAAAGUCUGAUCCGCGAAGACCAGUCACAUGCGAACUUAGAAGGCAACUUAGUCGUACGACCGAUACGGUGGGGUGACGAAGUAAUACUGAAAUCAGUGGUGUCCUCCAUAGCAGCCAGCGAAGUCGAGAAGAGAGAGCCAGUUGAUCUCUCGCUAGAUUCGAAAUAUUGUGCAGAUGCCGCCGGAUUUUCGUGCGAUCGUUGCGGCAAAGUGUUUAGUUACUCGUACUAUCGCGAUAAACACCUCAAGUACACUAGAUGCGUCGACAACGGCGACAGGAAGUACCCGUGCCCAAUCUGCCCGAGAUCCUUCGAGAAAAGGGACCGUUUACGAAUUCACAUAUUGCAUGUUCACGAAAAUCACCGGCCGCAUCUGUGUACAGUGUGUGGUAAAGCUUUCAGCCAAUCCAGCAGUCUCAACAAGCAUCUUCGUGUUCAUUCCGGAGAGCGACCAUACAAGUGUUCAUUCUGUCCAAAAGCUUUCACGGCAUCUUCGAUACUUCGCACACAUGUCCGUCAGCACAGCGGUGAGAAACCAUUUAAG
Molecule: messenger RNA, 915 nt
Organism: Cylicocyclus nassatus
Lineage: Eukaryota; Metazoa; Nematoda; Chromadorea; Rhabditida; Strongylidae
Source: the annotation of a GenBank genome assembly